Micropterus dolomieu (smallmouth bass) is the source of this 795-nucleotide messenger RNA. It is a transcript of the gene snorc, whose product is annotated as secondary ossification center associated regulator of chondrocyte maturation. The record is from RefSeq and is a predicted model, not a curated record. The coding region runs from base 1 to 360 and encodes 119 amino acids. The transcript is spliced from 3 exons. NCBI's taxonomy places the organism in Eukaryota, Metazoa, Chordata, Actinopteri, Centrarchiformes, Centrarchidae. Gene Ontology annotation, biological process: cartilage development.
AUGGUUCACAGCAGCAGCAUCUGCAGAUUCCUCCUCCUGGUGCUCCUAGGCAUCAUGGUAGCCUUUGUACACACAGAGACAGUUGCAGACCCUGCCUCAACAACCAGGGACAACCAGGACACCAUGUCUGGAGAGCCACCCAGUGACCUCACCACCAAAGAGCCUUUCCAGGAAAUGACGGAGCAGGCCUUCACCUCCGACUACGAGGACACCACACUCUCCCAGGACAUGGACGUGGACGAGGAGGAAGGUGUUCUGGGGCCAGGGGCCAUCACAGCCAUUGUUAUAGCAGUCUUCCUGGGAGCAUCUGUCCUCCUCGCCCUCAUUGUCAUCACACUCAGGAAGUUUACCGCCUCCUAGAGUGAAGACAUUUCAUCUUGUGUAUACUUGUCUGUGUGUGUGUGUGUGUGUGGGUGUGGGUGUGGGUGUGUGUGUGUAUGCCACACAGUGUGUCAGCGUUUCUCUUUUGCCUCCCAUCUGAAUUUCUCAACUCUUAACCCAGUCCUUAUUUUUCCUUUAAAGAUUAGUUGUGUAUUUUACUUUACUGUAGAUGCUAAAAAACUGUGGCAGGUCCCCUGACUGACUAUUUACAGAUUUACUGUAAACACACUCUUAAAUGUUGCUCAACAUGUCUACUUGUUCCUGAAGGUAUAAUGUUAGAAACUGGCUGGCUCUUCCAGUGGAAAUCAUAGCAUGUCCAUGUCCAUUUUUCUUCCUUCCUUCUCAUAGUCUUACACGCAUGCUCUAAAGGGUUUUAAUGUGUGUGGGCUGUUUGUCCUGGGAGUUUGAUGUGAA